AGGACAGGAGAGAGAGAACGAGAGAAUGAUGGCGGCGGAGGAGGAGAAGCCGGGUUUGAAGAGCAGCAGCUCCAUAGUUCCCUGCUUCUUGUUUGUUGAGCUGGUGAUCAUGGCAGGGACGGUUCUCCUGGCGUACUACUUUGAGUACACAGACACGUUCCCCGUGCACAUCCAGGGCUUCUUCUGCUACGACAAGACGUUCUCCAAGCCCUACCCCGGCCCGGAUGACACCAGCAAGAUACCCCCACUGCUGGUCUACUCACUGGUUACAGGCAUCCCCUGCUUCACGAUCCUGGUAGGGGAGCUGGUGGCGUUCUUUCUGAAGGCUGAGGGGACGCAAGAGAAGACCAUAGUGACAGCAGACUGCUGCUACUUCAACCCCCUGCUGCGACGCAUCGUCCGCUUCCUAGGGGUGUUCUCCUUCGGCCUGUUCACCACCACCAUCUUUGCCAACGCGGGUCAGGUGGUGACAGGAAACCAGACGCCUCACUUCCUGUCUGCCUGCCGGCCUAACUACACGGCCCUGGGGUGCACAUCCAACAUGCAGUACAUCACCCAGCCCCGUGCCUGCACUGGAAACCCCCUGGUAGUGGCAUCCGCACGCAAAUCCUUCCCCUCCAAGGACGCAGCCCUCAGUGUCUACUCUGCAGUCUACACUGUGAUGUAUGUGACGCUGGUAUUCCGGACCAAAGGCACUCGGCUGACCAAGCCUACGGUCAGCCUGACCCUGCUAUGCCUGGCCAUUCUGGUGGGAGUGGUCAAGGUGGCAGAGUACCGCAACCACUGGGCCGACGUCCUGGCCGGCUUCUUCACUGGAGGAGCCAUCGCUGUGUUUCUGGUGACUUGUGUGAUCAACAACUUCCAGCAGACGAGGCCCCCUCCCCUUCCCCCGCGACCCCAGCGCCCUGAGUCGGUGCUAGGCAUGCCCAUGGUGGCUCUGCCCUGUGUGGAGAGUCCACUCGAAAAACUCCGAGGGGGUCUCCUUUCACAGAGAUCACAUGACCAUCAGCCGUAUCGGUUCCCCGCCACCCCAGAUGUCCUCAUUCCGUCUCGCUCCAUUUCCAGCGAAGUCUAGACCAGCCACACGAACAUGAACACUCACACGAACACCACUGCGCCGCCCACCCGGCAGGCCGCUACUCCACCCUCUACAGAUCCUACUCCACGCAGGUCUAGACUUUCAAAACACACGCACACACACAGCAUACUCAGACCUCUACGCACCACCCCCUAACCUUGUCCAAGCCCAAACCCCUGGGGGAACCGAAAGGUGAGCUCAUAAAGUGAGACUCACAAAGACUUAACAGCUGUCCAGCUGAACAUUCAGUACAGUGUCAGGUACAGUUAUGCCUCUUUCAUUUAGUUGUUUUCAGAGACUUCUUUUUUGUUUUGCAGACUUUUUUUUGUGAAUCUGCUUCAUUGUGUGAAGUACACAUUUCACUGACAUCACAAGGUGAUGUCUUCUACGUCAAGGUGAUGUCUUCUACGUGCUUGUAAGGAGAAACUGUCAGAAUCCAUUUGAGAACUGUGUUCUUUUGUGUUUUCAACUGUCUGUCGGAGAUGUCCUUCCUCACAGGCAAUGCAGCCAGUCAUCCUGAAACACUUCAGCCAUUUGUGUCUCUGUGCAAUUGUAAGAUGAAUCCAAACAACCGCUCAAUGAACGCUCUCCGCUGGCUUUAGGGCUCAUUUUCAGUAUCCUAGAAUGAGCCAAUCAUCAAAUAUCUGCAAGAGUCAACAAACUCAAAUGUUUACGGACCAAUCACCUUCUGUAGCAACUGUGGUACUUAAUUACUGCACCUUCCAAAUACAGCAUAGAGACAACACACACAGAUCAGACCUCUCUUCAGCUCUGCACGACAUUACCCAGAUCAAAGGAUUCUGUUCAUAUCACUGAGGAGAAGACGAUACAAGAACAAACAGGAUGAAACUGCAGACGGUUUCUUUUUCUCCGCUUUCGAUUGGUUGCAGCUGCCGCAAGUCAGCGUGAAAUAGAUACAGAUUUGGUAAGACCGGAUGAGACACAUUUUGAAAUACAUCACAAGUGACAGGACAUGAGCUUUGUACAGUACAAAACAUUUGAUUUUACACUCAAUGUAUCUGGACAGGGAACCUUGGUUACCAAAGCUUUGUCAUUGUGAUGUCACUAAAAUACUUGUUUACUUACACACCCCUUUUGCCUGGAAUGGAACGGAUCACAUCGGCAUGGAACGGAACGCCACACUGGAAAACCAAGAUUCCCUGUCUCUGGGCUGUAGAGAGAUAUUAUUGGACUUUGCCUAUUCAUGUGAUAAUGUGAUUUAUUUAUGAGGAGAUUGAUCAUAGAUGUAUUUAUUUGAUGUGUAUAUAUGGUGUGGUUGCCACAAACAGUUUAAUUUUGAUUUGCACAGCCCUCACUCAUAUCCAGUGGUGUAAAGUACUUAAGUAAAAAUACUUUAAAGUACUACUUACUGUAAGUAGUUUUUUGGGGUAUCUGUACUGUACUUUACUAUUUAUAUUUUGCCUACUUUUACUUGACUACAUUCCUGAAGAAAAUUAUGUACUUUUUACUCCAUACAUUUCCCCUGACACCCAAAUAAUUUUUUAAUGCUUAGUAGGACAGGAAAAUGGUCAAAUUCAUGCACUAAUCAAGAGAACAUCCCUGGUCAUCCCUACUGCCUCUGAUCUGGAGGAGUCACGAAACACAAAUGCUUUGUUUGUAAAUUAUGUGAGUGUUGUAGUGUGCCCUUGGCUAUCCAUAAAUUAAAAAGAUUUGCUUAAUAUAAGGAAUUUGAAAUGAUUUAUACUUUUACGUUUAACUAAGUAUAUUUUAGCAAUUACAUUUACUUUUGAUACUUAAGUAUAUUUUAAACCAAAUACUUUUAGACUUACUCAAGUAGUAUUUACUGUGUGACUUUCAUUUUUACUUGAGUCAUUUUCUGUUAAGGUAUCUUUACUUUUACUCAAGUAUGCUCAUAUCUCACCCUCCACUCCCCACUCCCUCCCACUGGCAUAUGGUUUUCUACCACUGGUUGGUUCUCUUCUUUGUGUUGUAUCCUGACUAUAGCGCCACUGUGCUGUGGAAUGUUUCCCUCUGCUGGACAACACACACACACACGAAAACACUCAUAAGAAAACAUACAUUUAAUAUUGACAAACUUACCAAAAUACACACACUUUUGGAUGUACAUACACAUUCUCACCCAACGAAACAAACACACACACUCACUUACCUCUCCUAAUCUCUAGGCUAUACCUCCCCUCUUUUCCACUUUCUUACACUUAAACCUGUUUGUAUGGUUUUGUAAAUAGUUAUUUUUUGUAAUGAGAAUGUGAUUUUUACACAGACACCCCACUGCUCUCCUUACAUUAAGUUGUUAUGGAGAAAUGGGGACAUUAAUUGUAUCAACUUUAUUACUGAAGACAAGAGUGUAUGUAAAGGUCCUGGUCCACUCUAAAUCAGGCCUGGAUUGGACCUCUCCUCGUCCCAAACUGGCAGCCAUUCUGCAUCAAAACAGGUGCCCUCCCGGACCAAGGUUUGAGUCAACCAAAGAUGACUCGUGGUUUUAUGCUAACAAUAGAAUCCCCUCAUGGUUUAGUUUCUCUUGUAAUAGUUCACCUGCCAGCCCAUAUUGGGCCAGUAACCAAAAUGUUGCUGGAUUGAAUCCCCGAGCUGACAAAGUAAAAAUCUGUGGUUCUGCCCCUGAGCAAGGUACUUAACCCACUCUUCCCCGGGCAACGAUGACAUCGAUUAAGGCAGCCCCCCCGUGCCUCUCUGAUUCAGAGGGGUUGGGUUGAAUGCAUUCAGUUGUACAGCUGACUAGGUAUCCCCCUGUGAAUGCAUUCAGCAGUACAGCUGACUAGGUAUCCCCCUGUGAAUGCAUUCAGCAGUACAGCUGACUAGGUAUCCCCCUGUGAAUGCAUUCAGCAGUACAGCUGACUAAGUAUCCCCCUGUGAAUGCAUUAAGCAGUACAGCUGACUAGGUAUCUCCCUGUGAAUGCAUUAAGCAGUACAGCUGACUAGGUAUCCCCCUGUGAAUGCAUUCAGCAGUACAGCUGACUAGGUGUCCCCCUGUGAAUGCAUUCAGCAGUACAGCUGACUAGGUAUCCCCCUGUGAAUACAUUCAGCAGUACAGCUGACUAGGUGUCCCCCUGUGAAUGCAUUCAGCAGUACAGCUGACUAGGUAUCCCCCUGUGAAUGCAUUCAGCAGUACAGCUGACUAGGUAUCCCCCUGUGAAUGCAUUAAGCAGUACAGCUGACUAGGUAUCCCCCUGUGAAUGCAUUAAGCAGUACAGCUGACUAGGUAUCCCCUGUGAAUGCAUUCAGCAGUACAGCUGACUAGGUGUCCCCCUGUGAAUGCAUUCAGCAGUACAGCUGACUAGGUAUCCCCCUGUGAAUGCAUUAAGCAGUACAGCUGACUAGGUAUCCCCCUGUGAAUGCAUUCAGCAGUACAGCUGACUAGGUGUCCCCCUGUGAAUGCAUUCAGCAGUACAGCUGACUAGGUAUCCCCCUGUGAAUACAUUCAGCAGUACAGCUGACUAGGUGUCCCCCUGUGAAUGCAUUCAGCAGUACAGCUGACUAGGUGUCCCCCUGUGAAUGCAUUCAGCAGUACAGCUGACUAGGUAUCUCCCUGUGAAUGCAUUCAGCAGUACAGCUGACUAGGUAUCUCCCUGUGAAUGCAUUCAGCAGUACAGCUGACUAGGUAUCCCCCUGUGAAUGCAUUCAGCAGUACAGCUGACUAGGUAUCCCCCUGUGAAUGCAUUCAGCAGUACAGCUGACUAGGUAUCCCCCUGUGAAUGCAUUCAGCAGUACAGCUGACUAGGUGUCCCCCUGUGAAUGCAUUCAGCAGUACAGCUGACUAGGUGUCCCCCUGUGAAUGCACUCAGCAGUACAGCUGACUAGGUAUCCCCCUGUGAAUACAUUCAGCAAUACAGCUGACUAGGUAUCCCCCUGUGAAUGCAUUCAGCAGUACAGCUGACUAGGUAUCCCCCUGUGAAUGCAUUCAGCAGUACAGCUGACUAGGUGUCCCCCUGUGAAUACAUUCAGCAGUACAGCUGACUAGGUAUCCCCCUGUGAAUACAUUCAGCAAUACAGCUGACUAGGUAUCCCCCUGUGAAUGCAUUCAGCAGUACAGCUGACUAGGUAUCCUCCUUUCCCUAUACACCAAAGUCAGUGAAUUAGGACAAAGUGCACUGUAUACUACUAUCACAAUCUUGAGGGGUCUGUUGCUUUUACAUUUAAGUAAUUUAGCAGAUGCUUUUAUCCAGAGCGACUUACAGAAGCAAUUGUGGUUAAGUGCCUUGCUCAAGGGCACCUUGUCGUCUCUGGGAUUCAAACCAGUGACCUUUCAGUUACUGGCCCAGCGCUCUUAACUGCUAGGCCAAAACUGACAGCAGCUACAAAAUACUACACAGAUGGCUUGACUAUGUUUGGGUCAGAAUGUGUGUUCCUUGGUGCACAUACAAUACAUCUACAGUUUGAUUUAGUUCUAUUUUAAAAUAAUAAGACGAUAAAUAAUGCAGUAACAAAAAAAAAGUGUUGAGUUUUAACACUUCAUUUCAUCUUGUUACAACGUACCUUCUGUUUUGUAAAGAUUUGUCUGAUGUGAACAAUAAAUGGAUAUUGCAAUAAAAAGGAUGUUGAGUGUUCGCUCUUGCCUUUUAUGAGGGCAGGACACAUUCUGUUUUACUGUCA
Oncorhynchus nerka (sockeye salmon) is the source of this 5671-nucleotide messenger RNA. RefSeq names its product phospholipid phosphatase-related protein type 5-like. Gene Ontology annotation, molecular function: phosphatidate phosphatase activity. Gene Ontology annotation, biological process: signal transduction; phospholipid metabolic process; phospholipid dephosphorylation. The transcript is spliced from 7 exons. The record is from RefSeq and is a predicted model, not a curated record. NCBI's taxonomy places the organism in Eukaryota, Metazoa, Chordata, Actinopteri, Salmoniformes, Salmonidae. Gene Ontology annotation, cellular component: plasma membrane. Bases 26 to 1075 code for a protein of 349 amino acids.